Momordica charantia (bitter melon) is the source of this 2796-nucleotide messenger RNA. Its product is annotated as E3 ubiquitin-protein ligase WAV3. Lineage: Eukaryota; Viridiplantae; Streptophyta; Magnoliopsida; Cucurbitales; Cucurbitaceae. The record is from RefSeq and is a predicted model, not a curated record.
CUUUACCACUCUACUUUCCUCCAUUCUCAACCCCAUACCAAAAAAAAAAAGUCAAUUCCCAAAAAUCCUCUUUCUAUCUCUCUCUCCCAUGUUCUUGACUUUUCCCAGUUGAAGCAUUUUGAAAAUUUUACCCAUUUCCUUCGUCCAAAUUUGCUCCUCCUUCUCUUCAUCCUCUCCCCACUAUGCUUCUCACUGAAAUUUUUCAUCUGUCCCCUCACCCACUUGGAUUCACUUAGGGUUUCUUCUGAAGCUAGAUCUGAACUCAAACAUGGGUACCACAUGGAAGAAACUCAAGGUUGCUCUCGGCUUCAACAUGUGCCUCUAUGGCCCUCGGAAUCUGGACGAUUCCUUGCCCUCCGUCGCUUCUAGAUUCUCCGACGCCGUCGCGCCCUCCAAUUUCCUUUCUCCGGCCAGUUUUGGCUCCGAUUGUCGCCCGGCGACUCCCACUUCGUCGUCCUCCGGUCUCCUGCUCUCCAAGUCCUCCACCAGAUCCUCCAAGAGGACCUGUGCAAUAUGCCUGACAGCUAUGAAGCCAGGGAAGGGCCAUGCUAUCUUCACCGCGGAGUGUUCCCACUCGUUUCAUUUCCAUUGCAUUACCUCGAAUGUUAAGCACGGAAAUCAAAUUUGCCCAGUUUGCAGAGCCAAAUGGAAAGAGAUUCCUUUCCAGAGCCCAGCUUCAGAACUUCCCAAUGGAAUGAUGAGAAUCAACCAAAUUGAUUGGCCCCAAGAUGAUUCUUGGAUGACCGUUUUAAGAAGGGUUCGUCCCCCACCUAUUGAGUCACCUAGGCAGAUAUCAUCCGUGUCUCAUGGACCCGAACCAAGUAUGUUUGAUGAUGAUGAAGUCCUAGAUCAUCACUCUAACAUCAUAGAUCAAGGAACAUCUGUUGUAGAUGCUAUUGGUGGUUCUAUUGGAACAGUUGAGGUUCAAACAUAUCCUGAAGUUUCAGCAGUUGCUCAAUCGACAUUUCAUGAUAAUUUCACUGUAUUAGUGCAUAUCAAGGCUAGUCUUACAAUCCAAAGCCAAAAUUGUUGUGAAAAUCAAACCCCAUCUCUUAUGGUAUCUCAAAAUUCUCGUGCUCCAGUUGAUCUUGUUACGGUGCUUGAUGUUAGUGGGAGCAUGGCUGGUACGAAGCUUGCUUUGCUGAAACGAGCAAUGGGUUUUGUGAUACAGAACCUUGGCCCCUCGGAUAGGCUUUCUGUCAUUUCCUUCUCCUCUGCAGCACGACGCCUCUUUCCUCUUUGUCGGAUGACUGAGAGUGGACGCCAACAGGCACUACAAGCUAUUAAUUCUUUGGUUUCAAAUGGUGGAACAAACAUCAUUGACGGCUUGAAGAAGGGGACCAAAGUAUUACUGGAUCGAAAGUGGAAGAACCCCGUUUGUAGUAUUAUGCUGCUUUCAGAUGGUCAGGAUACAUACACUUUUGGGGCAAGUUCACGUUCCCAAGUUGACUAUCUUUCACUUCUUCCGGUAUCGAUCCAUCGCAAUAAUAACACAGCCUUGCAGAUACCAGUGCAUUCAUUUGGUUUUGGCACUGACCAUGAUGCUACGGCAAUGCACUCAAUCUCUGAGAUCUCAGGAGGAACAUUUUCCUUUGUAGAAGCAGAGGGCACAAUUCAGGACGCAUUUGCUCAAUGCAUUGGGGGGCUUUUGAGCGUUGUUGUUCAAGGGCUUCAGGUUAGAAUUGAGUGUGUUCAUCCUAGUUUGCAACUCGGUUCAUUGAAAGCGGGAAAUUACCGAUCGGACAUCAUGGCGGGUGCAAGAAUUGGCACUAUAAAUGUUGGAGACUUGUAUGCUGAAGAAGAAAGAGACUUUUUGGUGACAAUCAACAUACCGGUUGAUGGUUCCAUUGAUGAGAUGUCAUUGCUCAAAGUCAAAUGUGCUUACCGAAAGCCCAUCACAAAUGAACUUGUGACUUUGGAAGAUGCUGGGGAAGUGAAAAUAAGUAGGCCAAAUGCAAUUGAAGAACAAUCAGUAUCAAUAGAAGUGGACAGGCAGCGCAACCGAGUACUUGCCGUGGAGUCAAUGGCCAAGGCUAGAGUUGCGGCUGAACGUGGUGAUUUGGCUGGUGCAGUCUCCAUCUUAGAGAACUGUUAUCGGACAUUGUCAGGAACUGUCUCGGGACGAGCUGGUGAUCAUUUGUGCACUACGCUUUGUGCCGAGCUAAAGGAGAUGAAGGAAAGAAUGGAAAACCAGCACAUCUAUGAGGCUUCAGGACGAGCUUAUGUUCUAUCAGGGCUGAGCUCUCAUUCAUGGCAGAGAGCCACUGCCCGUGGUGAUUCAACAUGCAGUGGAAGCCUCGUGCAAGCUUACCAAACCCCAUCAAUGGUAGACAUGUUGACACGGUCCCAAACCAUGUUAUUAGGGAACCCAACGCCACGGCCUCAAAGAACACUCCGCCCUGCCAUGACAUUUCCUGCCCGAAAUCGUCAACGGUAAUCAACAGUACGUACCAUCCGAAACUUCAUCCUGCCUGCCAUUGUUGUAGACAUUUUCUUUUUGCUUUGUUCCGUGUCAUUCAUCUUUUUUGUGGUAUUUGAAGUUUUGUUGGGGCCUGGGGUGAGGGGGAGAUAUAUUUCCUAGAGUUUUGGUGGGUAUACUUCCUUGUUUUAAGUUGUAAAUGAACAAGAAUUGGGGGUGAAAUAUGUUAUAAUGGGGGUAGUGAGCCACUGUUUGAGAAGAUUGGUUUACUCAAAGUGUGAGUUUGGUUGGGGGGUAUAGAAGUCAAUUAUGGGGAUAAUUGUGGUGAGUUUCUCACUAAGUAUGGUAUAAUACAACUACUCCUAAUUCUUUUCCAA